AUGUCUAAAGAAGAAACUUUUCACGAUGAAGUGGCUGGCAAGCCAGUGGACGAAAUGGUACAACGCGUAACGUUGACGGAGGAGGACAAUAAGCGCAUUUGUCGCAAGACUGACAAAACGAUUCUUCUCGUCUUGAUGUGGGUGUAUUUCCUUCAAAUACUCGACAAGUCCGUGCUGGGAUACGGUGCCACAUUUGGAUUGAAGACAGACACUGGUUUGACUGGAAACCAAUACUCCUUGGUUGGCUCCAUUGCCCCAAUUGCCCAGUUAUGUUGGCAGCCAUUCUCCUCAAUUCUCAUCGUCAAGGUCCCGCCCAAGAUUCUUAUGCCUGUGCUUUGCCUUGGUUGGGGGAUUUCACAGACGUGUAUGGCAGCAUGUCAUAACUUUAGAGAAUUGAUGGCCGCUCGCUUCUUCCUCGGGUUGUUCGAAGCUGGAUGCCUUCCUCUGUUUGGUGUUAUCACUAGUCAAUGGUACCUUCGUUCAGAGCAGCCGAUCCGUAUCGCGGCAUGGUACGGUACGAACGGACUGGCAACCAUCGUGGCAGCUGCGCUAUCAUAUGGCCUAUCCCACAUUAAGUCGGAUGUGCUGGAAUCAUGGCAAAUAAUCUUUUUGUUUGUCGGUCUCCUCACCAUCGUCUCGGCACCGGUGGUAUAUUGGCGACUGGAUAACGAUGUAUCAUCUGCCCGUUUCUUGACGGAAUUGGAGAGGGAACAGGGAAUGGAGCGCUUACUUGCCAACCAGACUGGCACAGGAAGCAAUGAGUUCAAGUUCAGCCACGUCCUGGAAGCAGUGUUGGAACCCAAAACAUACCUGUGGAUUGCAAUUACACUGCUUCUCAACGUCGGUGCCAGUGUGACCAAUACAUUUGGUCCGCUUAUCAUCGGCGGACUUGGCUAUGACAAAUACCGGACCAGUCUACUGACAAUGCCCUUUGGUGCGAUGCAGACUAUAUUGAUUCUCAUUUCCAGUUAUCUUGCCCAGACUGCACGGUUAAAGGGUGCAGUUUUCGCCGUCUUCAUGCUUCCUGUAGUCGCAGGCUUGGCCAUUCUGUACGCCAUGCCUCGUACACAAUCUGCCCAGAGCGGACUGCUCGGUGGAUACUAUCUGCUUGCAUUCAUGUUUGGUGGAAAUCCUCUGGUUGUGACCUGGAUUGUUGGUAAUACGGCUGGAAGCACCAAGAAAUCUGUGGCCAUGAGUUUGUACAAUGCUGCUAGUGCUGCUGGCAACAUUGUGGGUCCUCUUUUGUUCAAUUCAAAAGAUGCACCAUCUUAUCAACCUGGUCUACGAGGCUGUUUGGCUAUUUUUAGCGCACUGGUUGCUGCUGUACUCAUUCAAUGGGCCAAUUUGUGGUAUCUAAACAAAUCACAGGCUCGCCGUCGUGUCCGCAAUGGCAAAUCUGCCAAAAUCAUCGAUCACUCCAUGCAAAGCCAUUUCCACGGCAUCGAUGAGAAUAAGACAGAGACAGGCGAGGAAGUAGCCCAUGCAGGGGCAAAUGCCGGUAAAGAUCUCACAGAUCGUGAGAAUGAUGAAUUCGUGUAUAUUUACUAG
Penicillium taxi is the source of this 1548-nucleotide messenger RNA. Its product is annotated as putative MFS transporter. Gene Ontology annotation, biological process: transmembrane transport. Lineage: Eukaryota; Fungi; Ascomycota; Eurotiomycetes; Eurotiales; Aspergillaceae. The coding region runs from base 1 to 1548 and encodes 515 amino acids. The record is from RefSeq and is a predicted model, not a curated record. The transcript has 2 exons. Gene Ontology annotation, molecular function: transmembrane transporter activity. Gene Ontology annotation, cellular component: membrane.